Messenger RNA from Arthroderma uncinatum, 981 nucleotides. RefSeq lists its product as uncharacterized. The transcript has 3 exons. Lineage: Eukaryota; Fungi; Ascomycota; Eurotiomycetes; Onygenales; Arthrodermataceae. The record is from RefSeq and is a predicted model, not a curated record. Bases 1 to 981 code for a protein of 326 amino acids.
AUGCAGUUCCCGAUGGGAAAAGUCGAAGAUGCGCUCCCCUCUCGCUCGAAGAGGCGUCGCUAUGAGAUGGACCAUUCCACUACCGAGCCGGAGGAGCCUUCUAACAGACCGCAUAGUGUGGAGAUGGUACCCCUUGAGAUAGGAAAUGAGGAGAAGAUUGAGGCCUACUACGAAUCUGCCUUUAGAGCCUUCCAGCAGAUCAACUGUCGUCAAGUGGCAAAGGCCUAUAUCAAGAUCAUCGAGCCGCGCAAGCAAGUUAAGCAUCCUUACAAUGGAGGACGAGGAGCACCCGGCGAGAAGGGGGGCCCAGAGAAGACUAAGCCAGACUGGUGGCCAGCCAGCGUCCCCCACCGUGAACCCGAUCACCUGCUGAAGCCGGAACGGAUACGCCUUCUUAUCCACCUCUUCCGCAAGCUUGGUAAUAAUGGAAUAACUGCCAACAAGCUAGAAGAGGCCGGACGUGAUGCCCAAAGUCAAAUAAAACCCCGCGAGAGACUUGAUAUCCUAGAUGAGAUUUAUAAGGUUCGAAGGGCGGAAGAGAGUUAUGAGAGGGGCGAAGUAGAUGCAAAUGCCGUGGUUUAUGUAGUUAACAGAGAUAAAAAGCGAGAACGAACCCCGCAAGCGAUAGAAGGCGCUGACCGUGGCUCAACUUAUCCAAGUAAGCACGGACUGGAAAAGAACACGAAGCGUCGAAUGCUAUCACCAUCGCCUUGUAUUAUCAGCAACGGGGUACCAGCCGAUCAAUCCCGACCAAUCCUCGCCAUAUCCCCCAUCGGCGCAUGGUGGAACCCUAGAGAAGAAUGCCCCCCCAAGCACUGCCAUGCGGUUGCGCCGAAUGCCUUCCACCGCCUGUCGACCAGCUUCUACAAGACUACGCCCCCACCUACCCCGAGCCCCGUAGCUCAAUGCAAGGCCACGGCUAUAUCCCCGUGGGCUACCACAGUGAUCAGCAUCGUACCCAAGGAUUUUACACAGCGUUAA